AUGAAAGUGGUAAGGAAGUUGGUGUUGGUAGAAGACUUUUCAAAGUUAAAUUGGUGUAAAUAUAUGCUGGAUUGUUUGGGAUCAAGAAAAAAACUAUGGAAAAGGGAUGACAAAUCAAACUACUACAGUGGUCCUAUUACACUCCUGAUUUUGGUGUACGUGUAUAACAUGAAGUAUUCUAUCAAGUUAGAUAAAAGGCUUCCUUUUAUUGGGCAUAUUAAUGGUGGUAAUUUAUUAGAGAUUCAACGCUUGGAAAUCAAUUUGGGAGGGUUCGGGAGGCAAUUUUGGGAUGAGCAUGAUGAUGUCGAUAUGAGGGAUGAAACAGGAGGUGAAGAACAACAAAUGUUCAACUUUAAGAGGGAUUUUGGAGAUGAGGAGGCAUACGCUGCUGUUAUAAAGCAUAAUUAUGGGGUAAUUCUAACAGAGAAAAGUACUAUGGAGGUUGCGUUGAAGGAUGGUUUGGAAAAAUUCCUUGAUAGUGUGGUGCUGAAUGAGUGGAUGGAGAAAAUGAAUGAGCUUUUCAAGGAAGUGCAUUAA
Lactuca saligna is the source of this 537-nucleotide messenger RNA. NCBI's taxonomy places the organism in Eukaryota, Viridiplantae, Streptophyta, Magnoliopsida, Asterales, Asteraceae. The record is from the annotation of a GenBank genome assembly.